AUGUCCAAACGAGAGUACCUCGUCGAGACGCAUCGACCCUUUAAAGUAUCUCACCAGCUGCUAUGCAUCACCAAGAUCGACUUCAAGACCAAGAGUUUAGUGGGCUUCACCGAGCUGCAAAUCGUCUCCCAGGUGGACUCACUGCCUGUCAUCCGCCUGAACUGCCAGCAAUGUCGAAUUCAGUCCAUUUACAUUGAUGAUUACCCCUGCGUCUUCACGUACAGUGACCCGACGCAGGACAUCCUGGCCACGUCUUCGUCGUCGUCUUCGUCCACAGCUACAGCAGCAACAGCAACAACAACCUCAAAUGAGCAGACAAAAAGCGGCAGCGGCGGAAGCGGGAAGCUGGGCCCGCGGAAGCUGGACACCUUCAGCAGCACCCACUACGAGGUAAUCAAGUCGACCGACUGCGACGUGGGCAACGGCGAGCUGGUCAUCGAGGUGCCCGACCUCAUCGACCUGAAGUCGGCCGUGUUGGAGCACCGGCCGCUGCGCCUCUUCAUCGCCUACAUGGUGGAGAACCCUACCGGAGGCCUGUACUUUGCCGUCAACAACCAGUCGAAUCAGUUUAGCGCCGCAGCAGCUAAUGAUCAACAAACGGCAUCAUCAGCCAAAGACGACAAAGACGGCGACAAAGCUUCAGCCUCAGCCUCAGUCGAGGACGACGGCUUCUCGCCGCACAUGUUCAGCACCGGGCGGAGCAACAACAGCCGCCUCUGGUUCCCCUGCGUCGACUCCUUCAGCGAGUCCUGCACCUGGGCGAUUCAGGUCACCGUGGAGGAGGCGUACACCGCCAUCGCCUCCGGGGAGCUGACCGAGGUGGAGCACCUCGUCGAGCGGCGCCUGAAGCGCUUCACCUACUCCCUCCAGGUGCCCACCAGCGCCCCGAACAUCGGCCUGGUGGUGGGGCCCUUCGUCCCCGUCGUCCACCCGCACAUGCACGAGGUGGUCAGCUUCGCCUUUCCCACGCUGAAGUCCCUCCUGCCGGCCACCACCGAGCAGACGCACAAGAUCUUCAUGCACUACGAGGAGCUGCUGAACACGCGCUACCCGUACGCCACCUACAAGCAGGUCUUCGUGGACAACCUGGUGGCGAAGUACGAAGCGUACGCCACCCUCUCCCUCAUCAACAUCAGCCAGCUGCACUCGAAGGCGGUCAUUGAGCAGACGUACAUCAGCCGGCGGGUGCUCGCUCAGGCCAUCGCCGAGCAGUACUUUGGCGCCUUCAUCAGCAUGCAGACGACGGCGGAUGCCUGGCUGACGCGCGGCAUCAGCGGCUACCUCGCCUACGACUACGUGCGCAAGGCCUUUGGAAACAAUGAGUACCGAACGUACGUGAAGCGCGCCAUGGACAAGGUGAUCCGCUACGAGCAGCAGUUUCGCCCGGUGGUCCUGGACCCGAGCAGCCGCGGCUACACCGAGCAGGACUACUUUGCCGUGAAGAACUUCCACACCUACUCGCCCGUCUACGAGAAGAUGCACCGCGUGAAGGCCUUCCUCGCGCUGCGCAUGCUGGAGAUCUACCUGGGGAAGACGCUGCUCCUGCAGGUGCUCCACAAGAUGCUCAGCCUGGCGCAGCUGGCCGCCCCCACCCGAUUUGCCUCCAACAACAACUGGUACCACCUGCACACCAGCACGGCCAGCUUCAUCUGGGCGAUCAGCACGGUGACGGGGAAGAACAUCGACACCUUCCUCAAGCAGUGGGUCUUUCAGGGCGGCCACGUGAAGUUCACCGGCAGCUUUGUCUUCAAUCGGAAGCGGAACACCGUGGAGUUGGAGAUUAAGCAGGCGCAUGUGGCGUACACCGGGGUCAGGCGGUAUCUGGGACCGCUGAUGAUCUGGCUGCAGGAGCUGGACGGGACGUUCAAGCACACGCUGCAGAUUGAGGACAACCUCUCGAAGCACGACAUUACCUGUCACUCGAAGAGCCGCCGCAACAAGAAGAAGAAGAUUCCCCUCUGCACGGGCGAGGAGAUCGACAUGGACCUCUCGGGCAUGGACAUGGACUCACCGGUCCUCUGGCUGCGCAUCGACCCGGAGAUGACGCUCCUCCGGGAGGUCAUCCUCGAGCAGCCCGACUACCAGUGGACGUAUCAGCUGCGCUACGAGCGGGACGUCAUCGCCCAGAUGGAGUCGCUGGCGGUGCUGGACCGCUUCAACACCAAACAGGCGCGGGACGCCCUCCUCGAGGUGAUCACCAGCGAGGCGACCUUCUACCGGGUCCGCUGCCAGGCCACUACCUGCCUGCGCCGGGUGGCCAACCUGAUGGGCGCCAGCUGGAUAGGGCCCCCGGCGCUGCUGCCGCAGUUUCGGAAGCUCUUCGGCUCCCCCUCCUGUCCGAACAUCGUCCGAAUGAACAACUUCAGUCACUUUCAGCACUACUUCCUGCAGAUGGCCAUCUUCCGGGCGGUGGCCGGCCUGCGCACCCUCCACGGCAUCUGCCCGGCGGAGGUGCUGCGCUUCCUCUUUGACCUCUUCAAGUACAAUGACAACUCGAAGAACGCCUUCACCGACGCCUACUAUAGAGCGGCGUUGGUGGACGCCCUGGCGGAGACGGUCACUCCG
This is a messenger RNA of Rhagoletis zephyria (snowberry fruit fly), 2565 nucleotides long. The record is from RefSeq and is a predicted model, not a curated record. Lineage: Eukaryota; Metazoa; Arthropoda; Insecta; Diptera; Tephritidae.